CACGCUGAAGCACAUCCGUAGCCAUUUUGGCUCAAGGUCCGUAGCCAUUUUGGCUCGCGCCUUUUUGCUGCACUGCCCGUUCGGUCGUCUGCCGCGGCGGUGCGAGCAUCGGGCUGCGGUCGGGCGGCGCCGAGGAGCUGGCAGGCGCUGCCGAGCUCUUGAAGGCCGCCGCCCACGGAGCUGCGCGCGGAGCAGCGGCAGGCGGCGGCCCCAGGCAGGUAGUCGCGGCAGCAGUGGCCGCAGCUGUGCGCACGGUUUGGGCGCUGCUGGACGGCGGCGACGCGGCGCGCGCCGAGGAGGGCCUCGAGCUCGCCAUGCGCCAGGCCGCCAUGGAGCCGGCUAUGCGCCAGCAGAUGCGGGGCGCGCGGCCUUGCGGCAGGGACCGCGCCUUGCGCAACGUCGGCGCGCACGUCGACUUCGGCAAGGGCGUGGAGGUCCUGCAGAAGGCCCUCUCUCGACCGCAGGGCGCGCAGCGCGGCGGCCGACGCGCGGCCCGCGCGGCGGACCCGCCCCCGGCGGCAGGCGAGGCAGCUGCGAGCCCGGCGCAGGCCGCGCCCGACCUCGGGCCGCCUCGGGCCGUGGCCAAAUCGGGGGCGCCUGUUGCGCGGGCCCCUGCGGCCGUCGGAGCGGCCGGCGCCGAGGCGGAGGCAGGCGGCAGGCCCCGCGGCCACCGCCGUCGGCGCCGCCGCGCCGAGGCUGCACCGGUGGGCUCCUGGCCGUAGGAGGGCGACGGCAGCGGCUGCAGCCUCAGCACGGUCGGCAGCGACCAGGAGCUGGAGGACGGGCUGAAGGCGAGGCGCCGCGGCCAAGUGGCCACUGCGGAGCCGCCCGCCCAGCCGCACAUUGGUGGCAUGGCCCCAGGCGCGUGGCUUCACGGCGACGCUGGGGCCGAGGCUCAGGCGCGGGCGUUCGGGCAUGGCUUGUCUGCGGGCUGGAAGCUCGCGGAGACCGCGCAGCCCGAGGAGGCUCCUGAGCGCGGCGGGGGCGACUGGUUCGAGUCGGAGGUGGCCCCGAGCGGCUCCGCAGUGGCUUGCGCCGAGCCUGUUGCGCGCCAGCGGGCGGCGGAGCUGGCUGCCACCCCGCUCUUCCCGACGCGCAGGGCCGAGCAGCGCAGCCGCGAGCCGUCCGAGCGCGACGAGGGCGAGCUGCGCGACGUGGACGGGCACGACGACGCCGAGCAGAGGCGGCAGCGCAGCGUGAACUGGGACGACGGCGGGUCGGAGGGAUCCGCGCAGAGCGUGAAGAUCGGGCGUCAGGCCUUGUCCACGGAACGCGUGGUCGCCUGCGUCCUGGCCACGCAGCUUCGGUUCAUCGGGAGCACAGUGUCCAGCUCCUCGGCCUUCCUUUCUCUCGGCGGCUGCGUGAAGAACGCCGCUCGGGUCGUGGAGAUGCUCGAGAAGAGGUUCGGUGUCUCGCUUCCUAGCUCGGCCGAGUCCGACUUGCUACAUCGCCGACCAAGUGCAGCGCAGGGUCGACUCGAGCACGCGGUAAGGUGCGGCUGCCUCGUGUGUCUCCCUGCUGUUUCGGACAUCGCUUCCCCUUCUGAGUGAGUGGCCCCCUGUAUUUGGGUGCGUUCUCUGACGCAUCACGAUAUUGUUGAGGGCGCACUCUCUCUGUCAUGUGAGUGGCUUCCUGCAUCUGUUUGUGUACUUCGUUACAUUUCUUUGCAGUCGAUUGCGCACUCUCAGUGAAGUGUUCCGAGCCUGGAGCCUUCGUUGCCCAGGCUUGAAGAGGCCUGGAGGUGGCUGGAGUGGCGGCCCGUGGGACCCUCGGGCCCUGCCCCACCUCGGCCUUUCGGGGAGGGCUGGCCCACUGCGGCCCCCUCGGUUUUUGGAGGGUGGCCCAGAGCGGCCCCCUCGUGCGUUCGCUGACUUGCCUUUACGGCCCCUCCAACCAACCAACCAACACGCAGAAGCACGGCAGAACACAUAG
Prorocentrum cordatum is the source of this 1932-nucleotide messenger RNA. Lineage: Eukaryota; Dinophyceae; Prorocentrales; Prorocentraceae. The record is from the annotation of a GenBank genome assembly.